AUGGGGGCUUUGCAUCCCAACUUCACCAUUAUGAUAGCCCCCUACUUCCAGUCUCAGGUCAGUGUGGAUCCCAUGCGAGGCAACCUUAAUAUCACAGCAGUCACUGUGGCCAGCUCUGGCAUUUACACCGUGGAAAUCUUCCCCUUGGGGAGUUCCGUGCAGAAGGCAAACAUCACCCUUAGAGUCUACGAGGAGGUGGGCAACGUCUCUGUGACUCCACCUUCGGCAGAGGCAACAGAAGGAGAUGAAUUUGUCGCCUUCAACUGCACCCCUGUCCGAGGUUCAGUCUCCUGGACUAAAGAUGGAGAGAGUCUGAGUGAACACCCCCGAUAUUUGCGCUCUGCUGGCUACCUACGAAUCGGGCACCCAGUACGAACAGACGCUGGCACUUACCGUUGCAUCAUCUCCAACCCUUUUGGCAACGGGACUGGCACUGCUAAUCUUACGGUCUACUAUGGCCCAGAGACGCCAGUCAUCACCAUCUCAUCAUCAGACGGGGAUUCUGACACAGGGAGCUUUGUCCUCGUGAACAGUACUGUGAACUUAACCUGCCUGGCACCAUCUGAACCCCCAGCAAACAUUUACUGGAAUGUGGCAGAUACUGAAGACUUUUACGUACCCUCCAUGCCGGUUCUAUACCUCCCUCGAGUCCAACUGAGUCAGGCCGGGAUGUAUUCCUGCCUGGCCAUCAACCAGCAUACCCAACAACGGGUUCGGAACACUCGCCAUCUUAACGUUGCCCAAAAACCACCUGGGUCUCCUCGCUGCUCUGUGACUUUGGCAGAUAACGGCACUGCUUUGCUUUUCAACUGUUCCUGGCCUGGGGGUUUCCCGGCUCCCCGCUUAAGCUUCCAAGGGCUCCCAGGACAUGGGGAGGAAGUCAGUGGGUUCAACUUGUCGCGUCGGCUGGCCUCUCCACUCCCAGCAGGACUCAACGGCAGCCUGGUGACCUGUCUGGGAAGUCAUUUGACCGCACGGGGCAACUGUAGCAUCAUUCCAGAAGCACCCUCCGGGGUUUCUCUGUCAUUCAAGACCUACAGCAACAUCAGUGGUCCAGUUACAGUGGAACUACAUUGCCAAGGCACUUUUAACCCUGUGGAGAUCAACUGGUAUCUGGAUAACCGGUCAUUGGUUCUCAUUAGCAGCCUUUCGGAGCUGAGCCCGGACAGGACUCAUCUUACCAUCCGAAACUUCACUGCCCCACAGGACUUGGGGGAUUACAGUGUCAUCUGCUCCAAUCCAUUGGGAUCUCAGCGUGCCAACCUCACACUCACUGGUCCUUCCAUCUCCAACUGGACUUUGUCCCAUGGGCCCCAUCCUGGUUCUGUCCAUCUGGCUUGGACCAUUCCCAACGGAUCAGUGGUGACCAGCUUUUGGAUCCAGAUGCAGAGCCCUAAUCAACGCCGUUCUGCUGACGGGUGGAAGACAGUAGAAGUCCUGGAAGCUGUUAAUCGAUCCGCCACUAUUAUGGGGCUCCAGUCCCAAACUCUCUAUUCCUUCCGAAUGGUGCCUUGGCUUGGAUCCCAGGCUGGGAAUGCUUCUCAUGUUCAAAUUCUCCAGCCACCAGGUACAAGCUUGAGCGCAGGCGCCAUUGCUGGCAUUGUGAUUGGUUCAAUUUUGGGGAUGCUUCUGGUCUUAGUGCUCCUAUUUCUCCUCAUUUGGCUGACCUGCCAUCGGAGAGCAAGCGACCAGAAAGUUCCACCUGAGAACCAACAGCAUUAUUUAUCACGCCAGUUUCCAAAUGGUGACAAGAUGGAACCCUAUGACCCCUCUUGGGGAAAUCCCCGCUGGUCGUCGGGUGAUUCAGACAUCUAUGCCAUUACCUACGAGAAACAUCUUUUCAAGUACGGGCAUCCAACCACUUUGCCCAUCAGUACCAUGGACAGCAGCUCCCCCCUUCCGGCUGUGCACCGUGGCCCCAGGAAUGUACGCAGUGCUACCCAGGUGUGAUGCCAGGAAGACCCAAUGAGGGACUUUGACUUGAACCAAGCUCGUUGCCAAGAUGUGGCCACCAAUAAGGGACCUGGCCAUCCAAAGAUAAAACCAGGCCUUCUUCUCGUGGUGCGUUUUUUUUUUCCAACAAGGAACGAAUUGUUGGGCAUCAGACCCAAGCUUCUGAAAUUAGAACCUUGUUUUCCUGGAAUAACAAAAGUAUGAAACCAGGAAACUGGGCCUAUGAGAUGUGGACUCAAUAUUUGUUGCAGUGACCCAGCCUAGUCAGGGAAGAGUUACAGAGACUCAGUAUCAAAGAGGAUUCAUUUUAUAGAUCCUGGAUAUAAAGAAUUACUUCUGGCAUUGUGGGCUGUGCUUUGUGGCCACGCUUAAAAGGAUCUCUUGAAAUGGUGCCCUUGACUUGACUUGUUGGCAUGAAACAAAAGGGUUUUCUGCUUCAUAGAUAAUAUGUGGACAAAGAACCCUAAGCUUGCCUUCUAGAAGGGGAUGCUGUGAAUAAGAGCGCCGAUGAUAUAUGGAAAAACUUUGGCUUAGGAAGCAGCUGGAGCGGUGACCUCACUGGGGAGGUAUCACACCCCAUUUCUAGAGCCUUGAAAACUAUCAGGAAUGACCUCCUAUUUUUGGGCAUGACUGAAAAUGGUGGCACUUCCUCCUUGAAUCUGGGAGAGGGUUUGAAGAAGGUAUUAUUUUGUCUUUGAGGUGGCAAGGAGAAAGCAGAGGUGGAAGGGGCCUCGUGGAUCAUCCAGUCCAGCCCCUGUCAAGGAGGCAUAGUGGGGAAUUGAACUCCCAACCUCUGAUUCUGAAGCCACAUAUCUAAACCACAGAGCUAACCAGCAGUUCUCUCCACUCGUUUCAUCCUUUUCCUGUGAGUAAGAGCAACCACAAAAUUAUUCUCCUCUCCCCCACGAGGGCAAGAUAUUUACCAGUGUUCUUCACAAGAGAAGAGGUGAGAAUCUUGGAAGUGACCCUUUCAUGCACAUUGCACAAAAUAAUGAUGGCCAAUAGCUUUGUUACAUCAAAAUUUAAGGUUUAGAAG
Pogona vitticeps (central bearded dragon) is the source of this 2989-nucleotide messenger RNA. RefSeq names its product V-set and immunoglobulin domain containing 10 like (gene VSIG10L). Gene Ontology annotation, molecular function: protein binding. The record is from RefSeq and is a predicted model, not a curated record. Lineage: Eukaryota; Metazoa; Chordata; Lepidosauria; Squamata; Agamidae.